AUGGAGGCGGGCGGCCGCUGCGGCGUGUGCGCCCAGGGGAGCGCGCGCCCCGCCCGGUACCGCUGCCCGGCCUGCAGGGCCAGAUAUUGUUCAGUGCCCUGCUACAAGAAACACAAAGAACAAUGUGUGCCAAAAGUGGAUCCAGCUCCUCGGUCUGUGAGCACAGAAGCUUCGAUGGAUGUUCAGAGGGAGAAAUCGUUAAAUGCUGAAGUGAGUCCUUGGUCGGUGAGUGACAUUUUGACGGAAGAUGAAGAGGAAGAUAAAGUUCCUUUGCAGAGCCUUCAGCACCUAAAGGAAUCAGAAGAACUCCGAGGCCUUCUUUUCAAUCCUCACCUCCGACAGCUGCUUCUAACUGUCGAUCAGGCUACGGACAAGAGCUCCCUCAUGAGAAAGUACAUGCAGGAGCCGCUGUUUGUGGAGUUUGCUGACUGCUGCCUGCAGAUCAUCGAGCCCCCCGAGAAGGAGAAUGAGCUUCCUGAAUGA
Molecule: messenger RNA, 483 nt
Organism: Euleptes europaea (tarantolino)
Lineage: Eukaryota; Metazoa; Chordata; Lepidosauria; Squamata; Sphaerodactylidae
Gene: ZNHIT3
Product: zinc finger HIT-type containing 3
Exons: 5
Coding region: 1-483 (160 amino acids)
Biological process (GO): snoRNA localization; box C/D snoRNP assembly; maturation of LSU-rRNA from tricistronic rRNA transcript (SSU-rRNA, 5.8S rRNA, LSU-rRNA)
Cellular component (GO): pre-snoRNP complex; nucleus
Molecular function (GO): protein binding
Source: RefSeq, a predicted model, not a curated record